This is a messenger RNA of Myripristis murdjan (pinecone soldierfish), 4143 nucleotides long. RefSeq names its product RAD23 homolog A, nucleotide excision repair protein a (gene rad23aa). Gene Ontology annotation, cellular component: nucleoplasm; cytosol. Bases 216 to 1313 code for a protein of 365 amino acids. Gene Ontology annotation, biological process: nucleotide-excision repair; proteasome-mediated ubiquitin-dependent protein catabolic process. The transcript is spliced from 9 exons. NCBI's taxonomy places the organism in Eukaryota, Metazoa, Chordata, Actinopteri, Holocentriformes, Holocentridae. Gene Ontology annotation, molecular function: proteasome binding; damaged DNA binding; ubiquitin binding. The record is from RefSeq and is a predicted model, not a curated record.
CGUACUGCACGGAGUCCCGUUCCCUCCAGCGGAGCCCUUUUCACUGCACCACCAACUUGUCACCAAAGAUGGCGAUUUGCUGAGUGCUCAUGGAUACACACAUUUCGCGGAUACUUACUAUAUUACUUAAAACUCAAACUUAAAUAACAAAUUAAUUUACGGGCUACUCGUACUGUAUUUAAAGCACAUCUGAAAUAGCGUCAACCACCGCUACCAUGCAGAUCACGCUUAAAACACUGCAACAGCAGACUAUUCAAAUUGAGAUAGACCCCGACCAAACGGUGAAGGCUUUGAAGGAGAAGAUAGAAGCAGAAAGAGGAAAAGAUAACUUCCCGGUGUCUGGGCAGAAGCUGAUAUACGCUGGGAAGAUCCUGCAAGAUGACACACCAAUCAAAGACUAUAAAAUUGAUGAGAAGAAUUUUGUUGUAGUGAUGGUGUCCAAGGUUAAGUCCGCAGCUGCUGCCUCGCCUCCACCCUCGGAAACACCCAAGCCCUCAACCCAAGACUCUGGCUCCACGUCAACAGCUGCCCCAGCCUCAACCCCAACCCCAGCCACAGCCCCUACCCCAGCAGCAGCCCCCACUCCCCCUGAGGAGGCCAAAGAGGAGCCCAGUGCUACAGACACAGAACCACAACAACCAGCCAGCUCCAGUGGCGGGAGUCAGGGGGUGGAUGCCUCUUCAGCACUGGUGACUGGAGCAGAGUAUGAGGCCAUGCUGACAGAGAUUAUGUCUAUGGGCUAUGAGAGGGAGAGAGUGGUAGCUGCUCUACGGGCCAGCUUCAACAACCCCCACAGAGCUGUGGAGUACCUCCUCACUGGUAUCCCCAGUAGCCCAGUCCAGGAGACUAAUCCCCCAGUGCAGCCUCCUGCCUCUGGACGCACAGAUGCCCCAUCUCUAGCAGAGGGAGAGAACCCAUUGGCGUUCCUGCGGACCCAGGCCCAGUUUGUGCGUAUGAGACAUGCUAUCCAGCAGAAUCCUGCGCUGCUACCAGCCCUGCUGCAGCAGCUGGGCAGGGAGAACCCCCAGCUUCUACAGCAAAUCAGCCAGCACCAGGAGCUGUUUAUCCAGAUGCUGAAUGAGCCAGUGGGUGAGGGGGGAGAGGGACCAGAGGUGGGAGAGCUUGGAGCGGCAGGGGAGGAAGGAGCGCCCGUCAACUACAUCCAGGUCACACCUCAGGAGAAGGAAGCCAUUGAAAGGUUAAAAGCAUUGGGUUUCCCCGAGGCCCUGGUUAUCCAGGCCUACUUCGCCUGCGAGAAGAACGAGAACCUGGCAGCCAACUUUCUCCUCAACCAGGGUUUGGACGAUGACUGAACAGCAGAGAUUACUGCCUUCCUGCUCCUUCCUCCCUCCCCUCCCCCUCUUCAGCUCAGCACAAGGACUGCACCCCCCCACUAUACUGUACAGCUACCAGCCUCAGCUCAACCCAACAGCAGGGGGGAGGGAGAGGGGAGAGCUAGCAGGGGCAGUGAUGGGAUGGGGAGGGGAGGACGGGGCAGGUUAGGUUAUGGGUGGGCAGGGGGUGGGGGGUGGGGUUACAAGCUACAGUACACAAAGUGGAGGUUGUGUGCAGGAAGAUCAGGUUUGGGAUAUGUGGUUGGUUAUUGAGAGGAUGGGGCGAGAAGUGUGGAGGAAAUAUGAAAUCCACGUGAAUUCCAAUGGAAUGUGUGGGGUUUGUUUAGGGAAGAUCUAUAAUUUGAUUCUAGACGCGCUUGGGGAACAUUAGGGAGGGGAGCAAUGGGGCUGAAGAGUUUGUGACGGCGCGUGUGUGUGUGUGUGAGAGAGUGUGCGAGUACAUGUCUGUGCGCCUGUGGCAGGUGGAUGCGAUACAGUUAAGCUGAAAAAAAAAAAAGUUAAUUGAUUUGCAUAUCUAAGCUUGUUAAUGCUGUAGCUGGAUUUCACGGAAGCACAUUCUCCUCACUGCACUUCUACAAAUGUUUUCAGUGUGUGUAACCGCUCGUGUGUACCUCUGUCUGCCUCUGUAUGCAUCAUUCAUGUUCGUCCAAGAAUGAAAUGGGCAGAGAUGGACGUGCUAAUGCGCUUUGUGUUGUGUCUGAGAUGAUAUUACUGGGGUUUCUCGGGCCAUGGGAAAGAAAUGGGAACUACACUGACGAUAAAGAAGAUUCCGAUUCUAGGUUUUUUUUUUUUUUUUUGACUUUGUACCACCCUCACCUGUCCUGUCAUGGUAGCUGUACGGACUGCAGCAUGUUCCACUGCAGAUACCACCAGUAGAGCUCAAAUGCGCCUGUCCACAUAGGCUAUUAAGAGGUGGUGCUCAUUAACACUAUCAAUAAUCUUACUGUGCAACAUACAAACCAAUAAUUUUCCAGGAUUCUAAAUCAGUUACAUGUAUUUGUGUUAUGACCAUCUGCUUUGGGGAAUCAAAUAUUAUAAAUUGUUUCAGAACAAUUGCAAUCUCCAAUUGUCACAUGUUGCUGUAUUAAAAUCUCAGUGAACUGUGAUGUUGCCCAGUAAAAUUCACGUGACCAAUUUUUAUGAUCACUAGAUGCAAUGACAAAAAUACUUUGGAGGCUGUGAAAACAGGUACAUUUUAGCUCUGCAGUUGAUAUGCUGAAUGAUGAACUGAAACCUUUAAAUUCCUCCCCACUUUACCAAUAGUGAGGCCUUUUUUUCCAUUUUAUUCAAGGCAGCCUACACACUCGACUGUAUGUCUCUUAGUUUGCCCAUAAGUUGACCCACAGUGUGUGGGAAGACAUGCAUUACUCUUUCUUGUAAGUAAGUUUAGCAAGUUAAAAAAAAAAAAAAAGUCACCAAAAUAAUUUAAUUGCGUGCACACUUGUGUUUGUAGGUGUGCGAAUGUGCGUUUGCAAACUAAUCUUUGUGCAGGGGAGGUACUGCUUGGUGCGGUUUAUGCCAUCAGCACGUGGUGUCACAAGUGACCAUUGAGUCAGCAGGACCAGGCAACAUUUUAUUCCUAAUCUGUUUUAUAUUCAUUUUUUUAUUAUUAUUGCUUGUUCUAUACAGGUCCCAAAAGGUUGAGUUUAGAGUAAACACCUUUUAUAUCGUUCCUGCCACUUAGGUUUCAUAUACUGUUGUUAACAUGUUGAGGAAAGUGGUCUAAGUCAGCAGGAGGUAUUUCAGUACUAUUUCAAAAUGAGGUGCUGCUCUGAUUAAUACCGCCACAAUUUCCUAACCUGUGGCUGUGUUGGAAUGUCUUGACAAAAAAAAGAAAAAGAAAAAAACAUAAUAUUCACUUUGUAGCUCUUCCUUGCUCUCAGACAUUUUAAAAAAGCUAAAGGAAAGAGCUGUUGUAGACAUUCUUACCACAGUCCAAGAAUCCACUUUGGAUCAGCAGGGACCAAUCCAUCUGGAAUGCUGGAGUCACACUUUGAACUUCUUUCCCACUACAGAACAAACACGCCUCUAUCUUCCAAACCUCGGUCAAAUAACAGCUCUAAAAAAAAAAAAAACUAAGCCUAUUGUUUUAAAUGAAUUAUACCAGUUAAGUUGUUUCCCACAUUACAAUAUUUGAGAUCAAAUUUCAUUAAGCUGUGAAUCAGAAAAUUAUACUAAAUAAACAUAAAAAGUACUUUCCUGCUUGUCAGAAUCUUCUGGUGCUCAUUGUACUGCCCUCCAUGGCGUAGCUGACCAUGCCACUUCAUUAGGCUGAAUUCUAAAUUUCGGAGAAUACUAUUAACCUACGUGUUGUAUCUUUAACUUGGAGCAUGUUGUUUUUUGUUGAGUGGAUGACAUCACAUGAUAAGGGGAAAGAAUUUGUGUCAAGAUAUACACUAUGCAUAUCAAUGCUCAAUUAGAUACCAAACCACAAAUGACAAGAAAUUGUGGGAAAAAUAAAUCUAGCCCUUCCUCAUUAUCGGCAGCACAUCCACCAACGAUCUUUGUGAGGCAUAUUAAUGUAGACGUUUCCGGUCUGGUUGUGAGGUGUGCGGCGGGGACGAGAGACAAAUGCUUCUGGUUUGGACUACAGGGUUUCUCAGCUUAAUGUGGGUCAAUGAACAGCCAUAAAGUGUGGAGAUACAAAAUGCUUAUGUGAAGGCUUUCACUGAUGGUCUCCAGUCUCAUUCUGUAUGUGUGAAGGUAGUUUUUACUGACAUUGAGUGUCCUACAGCAUCAACAUGAUCUUAGACUAUGCUGUGCUACAUUAAAUAUCAGCAGUCUUUGA